Helicoverpa armigera (cotton bollworm) is the source of this 2774-nucleotide messenger RNA. Its product is annotated as muscle M-line assembly protein unc-89. NCBI's taxonomy places the organism in Eukaryota, Metazoa, Arthropoda, Insecta, Lepidoptera, Noctuidae. Bases 196 to 2715 code for a protein of 839 amino acids. The transcript is spliced from 13 exons. The record is from RefSeq and is a predicted model, not a curated record. Gene Ontology annotation, cellular component: nucleus.
UGUCAAACACAAAUAGAAACGCCAUGUUAUGUUGUUGUUAUCUAUCUCAUCAAAAAUCAAGAUUUUAAACAAAUUACGAGUCAUUUACUAUCUAAAGUAGUGUGUAAAAUCAGUGAUUAUACAUCUGUUUUCAUAGAUAUACUUGUGUAAUCAAAGUAAUGGCUUAAAAAGUCGUGAAAGUGAAAGCUAACCAAAAUGGCACCGCGCAAAGCUAAAAGUAAAAUAGUUGCUAAAUUAGUGACUGGACAGAAACUGCCGUGCGGUUUCUGCAAUCGCGAAGUGGACGACGAGCUAACGUACGGCAAAUUAUACGCUAUUGGAGACAUACAAUGUCACUAUUUUUGUGUUCUACUAUCCUCCUGUUUGGUGCAAAAAGGCAGAGAUGUGGAAGGCCUCUUUGGUUUCUUGUAUGAAGACAUACUGGCUGAGAUUGAGAGGGCUAAGAAACAUAGGUGUUCGUACUGCAGUCGUGGAGGCGCCAACCUCGGCUGCUCGAUCUCACAGUGCAGGAAGCAGUUCCAUCUGCCGUGCGGAAGAGAACGUAAUGCUGUAUCACUGUUCUACGGGAAUUAUAAAUCAUUCUGUCAACAGCACGCACCGAAACAGAGCAUCCCCCCUAUUAUAAUGGCUAAAGCUAAACAGAGGAUGUUGUGUGACAAAAAGAAGAUUAAGAAGAAGGAUCCUUACUUCAAGGAUCUUAAGGAGUUGGCGGUCAGCUGUGCUGAUGAUGACUCUGGUGAGUGCGAGACACAGUCAGUGUGUGUGAUAUGCUACGAGCCGGUGGAAGGGUACCCCUCAGUCAACACCUUCUGGCCGUCUUGCUGUGCACGGGACGCUUGGUUCCAUAGGAGUUGCUUACAGCGCAUGGCUCUAAGUGCAGGCAUGCAUUAUCUGAAGUGUCCGCUCUGUAACGAUAAAGAGAAUUUCUAUGAGGCAGUCGUCACUCAAGGAUACUAUGUACCGGACAGAGACGCAGCCUGGGAGCUAGAACAGAAUGCAUUUGCGGAGAUAUACGAGCGAGACGUAGAAUGUUCAGCGGCGGAGUGCCUCUGUCCUAUGGGGAGGGCUCAUGAUGAUGAUACGGGAUCAUGGUGCAUCAAACUCUGCCUACUCUGCGGUUCAAGUGGCACACACGCAGGAUGCACCGACGAUACAAAUACAAACACUACAAAUACAAGCAAUACAAAUACAAAUGUGUUCGUGUGUGUAGUGUGCACUCCGGCGGCGCCUGAUCAUAUAGAACAGUUGGCCAGUUGUAUUGAAGCAGUGAUAGUACGUGAACAAGAGCAGAGCUCGUCUCGUCGGCGCGGCCCCGUCAUGCCGUCCCGCAUGUCGCUACGACGGACUAAACAGCAUACUAAUGUGCACAAUUUACCAUCAUGUUCAUCUUCGGGUUUGAGUGCAAAUAUCAAAACUGAAAUAAAAACAGAAUUUGAAUCAACAAACACAACAUCAAGUCGCGAAGAUUUAAACCUAAAAACGCCGAAAAAACACGAAAAUUCCAAAAACUACAUAAAAAGUCAAUCACCAAUCAAGAAAGUCUUCAAGCAGACUUCGAAAGCCGGUGACGACUUCCAAAGUCUGUCACCUAGAAGUCUUGAUCAAUAUAUGUCACCUAUCAAAAUGUUGGAAGAUAGUUUGAAAAGUAAAAUUGGUGAAAAGGCGGUUCUGAAUGAAAAGUUAGUUGAAGAGCUAAGAAUUAAGUUUAGAAAGCCCAAACCUUUGAGUGAGAAGAGAAAGAUUGUUAAUGAUAUCCUGAACGGCUUGUUCGACAAUUUACUGCAAGAGCCGAAACAGAAGGAGCCCGUCAUACAGUGGAGCUCGCCUAAGAAGUGUGAUGUUACAGAAAUCAUUGAAAUAUUAGACGACACGCCCCCAUCAAAAUCCCCAUCGGACAAAGAAAACAUCAAAACGCCAAACAGACUAGACAGAAAUCCAGCAUUUUACCACACAACGCCUAAAAAGUCGCCCUCGAUCGCAUUCAGACACAAUACAGAUUGCGACAACUACCCUAUUCUACACACACCCAAAAAACUCAAAACGGUCGAAAUACAAAAAGAUUCAAGUCUCGAAAUCUCUGCCAACGACGAAAUUAUAAAUAUAGACGUUAUAAAACUAGAAAAUACUCAAAACAGCGAGUUCUUAAAGAAAUUAGAACUCAAAAGUCCAGAAGUGAGCAAAAAAUGCGCUUUCAAAUUCAGUCCGUAUAACAAAGAAGUUUUGGAAGCAGAAAAUAUAGAUAUUGACAUGGAAACUUUUAAAGAUCAGUAUUUAAACGAAGUGGGGUUGCAACGUGUGAAAAAUGAAGCUGGUGUAGAAGAAAAUAAACUACCAAAAAAAUCUUCUAAGAAGAAAAAUCGAAAACGAAAAAUUGAGGAUAAAGAGUUAGUUUUGAAAUACGAAUCUAAGAAACGUAAAAAAAGUCGUAAAGAUAAAGAUAUUUCUAUAAAAGACAAAAAUAUACAAGUUAAGAUUAAAUGGAGGAAGGAACAAUUACGUUUGAAAAUAACAGAUUCAAAAAAGAAGAAAAAAUCGAAAAAGUUUAAGCAGUAUGUAUUGAGUUUUUCGCCUGAAAAGUGUUCGACGGUUAAACCGAAAAUUGAUAUAACACCAAUUAAAAAAAGAAAAUAUAUGAAGCAGGAAAAAUCACCAGAUAAUUUGGUGCAGACUUCUAUACAGAAAUUCUUUAAAGUCAAAACUCCUUGUAAAGAAUGAGGACUGAUAUAAGUAUGCGAUUUUUCUUAAGAAAUUAAAGGCUCUUCUAGUCAAAAAAU